This is a messenger RNA of Mercurialis annua (annual mercury), 834 nucleotides long. Its product is annotated as pathogenesis-related genes transcriptional activator PTI5-like. Gene Ontology annotation, biological process: regulation of DNA-templated transcription; ethylene-activated signaling pathway. The transcript has a single exon. The record is from RefSeq and is a predicted model, not a curated record. Gene Ontology annotation, molecular function: DNA-binding transcription factor activity; DNA binding. NCBI's taxonomy places the organism in Eukaryota, Viridiplantae, Streptophyta, Magnoliopsida, Malpighiales, Euphorbiaceae. The coding region runs from base 99 to 590 and encodes 163 amino acids.
UCUAAAUACAUGUCUCCACCUUCUUUCCACAAUUCUUCAUCUUCUAGCCAUUUUCUCAAUACAAUCACAAAAGUUAAUAGAGCUAUAAUAACAAAACCAUGGUCUUAACUUCUCAAAAUGAGCUUCCAUUUAAUGAGAACGACUCACAAGAUAUGGUGAUAUACCAUAUGAUAAAUGACACAACUACCCCCAGCAAUAAUUGUAAUAUUUCAAGCAUGCCACCAAGAACCCAAAUUACUUCUUCAUCAAGCAAAUUCUUGCAGCCAGCCAACAAAACCAUAGCCAAUAAGCACUAUAGAGGCGUGAGAAGAAGGCCGUGGGGCAAAUACGCAGCCGAAAUUCGCGAUUCGACACGACAUGGUGCGCGUAUAUGGCUCGGUACUUUUAUGACAGCCGAAGAGGCUGCGUUGGCUUACGAUAGAGCUGCUUUUCGGAUGCGUGGCGCUAAGGCACUACUCAAUUUUCCAUCUCAAGUUGUGGCAGCUUCAAGCUCAGGGCAUUUGGUUAGUGAUCCGAAUUUGAGCUCAUCGUUAAGCAGCAACAAUAAUCUGGAAUCAAGUGGCAGUACUUCAAAUUCGGAAUGUGCUUGAAAAUUUAUUUUUCUUGUUUUCGAUUUUUUUUGUUUUUUUUUUUAAUAAAUUGUCUUUUUGUUAGGUUUAUUGUGAUUAUGUGAGUAUAUACUUAAGGUUAGUUUCUGAUAGAGAACAUUAUUUUAUUUCAAUCAUUCUGAGAGACAUUUCCCUCACAUUUUGAGAAAGGGCCAAAGUUUUAUAUAAUCUAUUUUACAAUUAUUUUUUAAAAAAUUAAUAAUGUUAAAAAGUUAAAUUUUUUUAA